GGCAUCCGUGCGUCGUUGGUCGACGUGAGCUCAGCAUCAGCUGCAGAGCUCAAAAGCCGCCAAAUUCCUUUAGGCUUCUUCUAUUUUUUUCACCUCUCAAAACAUUUUUUUUCCACACCAACCCCACCGGCAUCUCUUAAUACUUCUAUUUUGGAUUUCGUUCAAUUAUUGGUCAAUUUCUUACUCGGUGUGAGAGGAGCCCCGGAACUCCGCCGUCAAGUGACUCGCAAGUUCCCCCGCCCCGUCCUGCGUGAGGGAUGAGCGGACUGCCAGGCAGCAAGGAGCCGGUGCUUGGAUGAACCCGACGACACACCGCGAGGCUGUCGUUACCUCCGUCGAAAUGGAGCAAACGAACGUAACAGCAGAGACAACUCCACAUAAAGCACUGAACAGGAAGACAAGGCCUGAUCCAGAAGGGGAGAGCAGUCCCCAGAAGCCGACCGACAGAAUGGCGUUGCCAGCUUGGAAACUGAACACCCCAAUCAAAGCUGACGUGAUCCCGCGAACUUUCAGCUCCCCAGCGUCACCUGCCCCACGGCAGAAAAAAGACAUGGUGAAGUCAGAGGAGAGACAGCAGUUGGCUAAGGAGCGGCGAGAGGAAAAAGCCAAAUAUCUCGAAGAGCUCAGCAAGCUGCAAGCGGUGAAGAAGAGCCAGUGGCUGGAGAAAGAGGAAAGGGCGCGGCAGCUAAGGGAGCAGCAGCUGGAGGAGCGGCGCCGGAGACUGGAAGAACAACGCGUCCUGGCGGAGAAACGCCGCGCCGCCCUGGAGGAGCGACAAAAGCAGAAGCUGGAGAAGAACAAAGAACGCUACGAGGCAGCCAUUCACCGCUCCACCAAGAAGACCUGGGCUGAAAUCCGCCAACAAAGAUGGUCAUGGGCUGGCAACCAGAAUGCCAACCAGAAGGAGACCCGUAGCGUUGUACUGAGCCCAUGGGAGAGCAGCAUUGUGGACCGUCUAAUGACGCCCACCUUGUCUUUCCUGGCUCGGAGUCGCAGUGCUGCCAGUGUGCUCGCCAACGGAAAAGAUGGACAGUCACCUCUGUGCCCCCGCUCGUCUUCCGCUAGCCCCCUGACGAAGUGUGCAGACCAGCCCCACCAUCGCUGCUCUGAUCACUGGCGAGUGACAUCUAGCACGCCUGACAUCAGACAGCGCCAACACAGACGGAGCUCCACACCUAUGGACAGAACCAAAAAGGAGAAGAAAGACAAGGAGCGGGAGAAUGAAAAAGAGAAAAAUGCCCUGACAAAGGAGAGGUUCCUCAGGAAGAAGCAAUCACUUCCCAUCAUGAGACACAGAGAAGACUUGAGUCCUAUUCCACUAUCAAGAACUAGGCCUCUGUCACCGGCCGUGCCCAAGGGCAGGACUGCCUCCCCGAGCCCCGCUGCCUCCCCGAACCCGACCUCCACGCGAAGCAGACCAUCGACACCAAAGGGACAGCCCAGAAGGGCGAGGACCCCCGCCAGGGUGGACCACCGCACAUCAUCCCCCGUCCCACUGGAAAAAGUGAGAGAACAUCGCAGGUCGGCCACCCCUGAGAACAGUAGUCGACGUUCUCCUGUGGUUCCUCUCACCAGACACCCGGCAGCAGCCUCUAACAACAUCUCGGCGUCGCCGUCGCCCGAGCCACCCGUCAAGGACAUUCACUCUGUUCUUUCGCCGUCCCCGUCCUCCAAGCCCAUGGCAGGCACCAAUGACCCUGAAGAGGCAGCCCGCAUCCUGGCAGAGAAACGGCGGCAGGCACGCGAGCAACGUGAGAGGGAAGAGGUGGAGCGGCGCGAGCAGGAGGAAAAGGACAGGACCCUGAAAGAGGAGCGACUGGCAAGAGAAGCGGAGGAGAGGCGUCGGCAUGAGGAGGAGGUGCGCGCCAUGGCCGAGGAGCAGCAGAGGAGGGAUGAGGAGCAGCGGCUGAGGGAGGAGGAGGAAGCCAAGGAAAGAGCUGUGGCCGAACAGGAGGAGAACAUUCGCCUGCAAAAGCAGAAAGAAGAGGUCGAGGCGAAAGCCCGCGAGGAGGCGGAGAAGCAGCGUCUGGAGAGGGAAAAGCACUUCCAGAAGGAGGAGCAGGAGAGGCUGGAGAGGAAAAAGCGCCUAGAAGAGAUCAUGAAGAGGACACGCAAAUCAGAAGUAAGCGACAAGAAAGAGACAAAGACAGCGUCGCUGCCGCCUCAAGUGAGCGAGAAUGAGGGCAAGCGGAGCAUAGAAUGUGAAGUCAACCCGGACAACAACAAUAAGACGGAAAAUGGACACGGCAGACAAAGCCCCACGGGCCAAAGUCAUCUCGGAGCCGUCGAGCUGGGCCGAUGUGAGCCAAACGGUCUGUCGGCCAACGUGGACCCGGCGCACCUGGUGGAGGACAUCAUCAUUAACGCCGCCAAUGGAGCACGAGGGCGCUCUGAGGGCAGCGGGACCACUGACAACAUUCUGGCCUUCGAUGGAGACGAUGCGUUUGUAAAGAAAGCCCCCCCGCUUAAGACACAGCACGUCGCGGAGGUGCUGUGACAAGGUGGGGAUCCUGCUCUUGGUGAGGCCGUGCCCUGCCAAGUCUGCAGCUGCUUUUCCACAACCUGUAGGAAAAAAAGCUGUUAUUUGUCCACCAUUGGAGGUAGUAGGACAAGUGGGUACGACACCCGAAAAAGGAUGUGAAGAACCCGCGCACCUCUUUCCCAGAUAGCAUCACAACACAAACUCACAUUGUUAACUCUUAUUUAACUGGAGAGAAAUCUUAUUGUUUUUGUGACUGUGUAAAUAAAUGCGGGAAGCAACUUUGUUAGGUAAACAUGCCGACUGUUCUUAUGAUGGAUUAGAAGCAGUAAUAAUAAUAAUAACACACAGCUUCAAUACAAUGGAAGUCACACAUCUCUCAAGGGCCAAGUAGUAUUCAUAGAGAUUUAUACUUCUAUUUAAAAACAAAAAUGUUUUUUUGUUUUAAACAAUUACAAAUGUGCAUGAUCCAAGUGUUUGCUCAUCUGCUUUGGGACUGUGUGUGUUCAUACACGCUAUAAAUAUAUUG
Syngnathoides biaculeatus (alligator pipefish) is the source of this 3008-nucleotide messenger RNA. RefSeq names its product MAP7 domain containing 1a (gene map7d1a). The record is from RefSeq and is a predicted model, not a curated record. Bases 296 to 2497 code for a protein of 733 amino acids. Lineage: Eukaryota; Metazoa; Chordata; Actinopteri; Syngnathiformes; Syngnathidae. The transcript has 18 exons. Gene Ontology annotation, cellular component: microtubule cytoskeleton. Gene Ontology annotation, biological process: microtubule cytoskeleton organization.